Messenger RNA from Zerene cesonia (dogface butterfly), 6322 nucleotides. RefSeq names its product remodeling and spacing factor 1. NCBI's taxonomy places the organism in Eukaryota, Metazoa, Arthropoda, Insecta, Lepidoptera, Pieridae. The record is from RefSeq and is a predicted model, not a curated record. The coding region runs from base 224 to 6322 and encodes 2032 amino acids. Gene Ontology annotation, cellular component: RSF complex. The transcript is spliced from 26 exons. Gene Ontology annotation, biological process: regulation of DNA-templated transcription.
UUAAUAAAUUAACCAAUGUUGUCUAUGAUGCGAUGGCUGUCAUCGAGUUUUAUUUUAUUAUUUUGGAAGAGAAUAGAAGCUUUCAGUGAUGGAAGAAUAAUGAUAUUUUCGUGAAUCAUGUACAUGUUUUAUAUUACUCCACUAGUUUUAAGAGAAAAAAAUAUAUACCGGUAGUGAAUAUCAAUAAGCGAUGAUAAGUAAAAAGGUACAAUAAGUGACGACGAUGGCGUCUGAUGGAGAAAUUUCAUGUACGAAUGAUCCUAAUUUCGCUGUUAUCUAUUCGUUUUUAAAAGUUUUCGGAAAACUGUAUAGUUUGCAAGUACCUACGAUAUCAAAAUUACAAGAACUAAUAGAGAAUACACAGGAAGUGUUGGAGCCAUUAAAGGAGUUGCAUUUGAGAUUGUUACGUCGAGCACUUAAAACUGUUCAAAGUAAUAGAUGGGAGAAGGGUUUAAUCAAGUUCUGCCACCAGCAGGCCCACCAUCAAGAGGCUUGGGAAAUCGAAAGGUUUUCUUACAAGAAAGCUAGUACUCAAGUUAAAUUGAAAGUAUUGAAAAUUCUCCUGGAAUAUCAGUUUACAUGUCACCCAAAGUUUAAGAAUGCAGUUAACAAUAUAUCCUGCAAGGAUCUUAGGUUGGAUCCAAUAGGGAGAGAUAAGAAUGGGUGUGUGUACUGGCUGCAAGUAGACCAUGAGGCCAAUUUGUGCCUGUACAAAGAAGACCAGGAUGAGGAGACAUGGCAAUUGAUAGCAAGGAAUAGAGAGGAAUUAGUGAAGGUCAUUGCACAAUUAAAGAGCGGCGAGGAGAUAUCUCCUUCUGUUGCACACAUGAACAAUGUAAAUAGUGAAGACUCUAGUGGAAAUGACGUACAGCAAAAGAAUGAGGUAACAAAAAGUGAAAAAGAUGAAGAAGAAAAUGAAGAGGAAUUUUUGAGCCCAGAAUCUGAAUCUGAACAUGAAAGCGACAAUCAAAAUGAAAAACAAAAAGAAUCUAAUAUUAAUAAGGAUUUAAUAGAAGCAGAAAAUAGCACAGAAGAUUUAAAUAGAGAUGGUACAGAAAGUUGUGUAAAUACUAUAAAUAGUGAGGAUAAAGAUGUAGAAUCUAAGGAAAUGGAAAAAGACAUUGAAACUAGUGAAAGUAAACCUGAAAGUGACAAUCCAGAAGAAGACAUAAAUGAAACAAAAUUAGAUGAAAUUACUGAAACCAAAUUACCUUCUCCAAUUGCAGAAAGUGAGGAAAUGAAUGGGUCUACUAAAGAAGACCAAUCACUAGAAAAGGAAGAUCAACAAUUGGAAAAAGAAGAUCGAUCAUUAGAAAAAGAAGAUCAACCGUUGGCAAAAGAAGAGCAAUCAUUGGAAAAAGGAGAACAAUUAUUAGAAAAAGAAGAUCAGCUAAUAGAAAAAGAAGAUUGUCAAAAUGACACUGUCAGUGAAGCUAUUGAAGAGCCUGUGAUGAUUGUAACUGGAGAAGGCUCUGGGGCGGAUUGUGAAAGCUCAUAUUUUUUCGGUGAAGAAAUCAGUGAACCAGUCAUGUUCAUAUAUGGUGAUGGUUGGGGCUACGAAAACGACACGGGUAAUCUUGAGGUUGAUGAAAAACCUCAUGAAGAAGAAAAAGAAAAAUCUGAUGAAGAAAACCCACCCCAAGAGUGCAAUGGUGAACAUAAUGAUGUGUCAGAUUCUAGUAAGAGUAAAAAAGGUGUGAAAUUAAAAUCUGUAAAUAAGAGAACACUAAAAAAGCAGUCGGCAGAUAAUGCAGAAAUACUUAAUUCAGAUUCAAAAAAACAUUGUAUAAGGGAACCAGAAAACACACAAAUGGUUCAGUCGGAAUCAAAUGUAGUAAGUAAUGAUACUGAUAAAAGAGAAAGUAGUGUUAAUGAAAAUAGUGCUGUAGAGGAUAGUGUAAAUAAAACUACAAAAAAGAAGGUCAAAGGGAAAGUGAAAAAGAAACAUGUCUUAAGAAAAGGUGUUAAGCAGAAGGAAAAAUUGAGUUCAGUCUCUGAAAGUGAAAACGUUCGAAAUGGUAAAACAAGUAUUAUUGAGAAGAGGAAGAGCAGUCUUUCAUCAGAUCAAGAUGAAGUCGAAUAUAACACUGAAAAUGAAAAGGAUAAAACCACAGAAGGUGAUCAAAAAGGAGAUGAGCCCUUGCCUUCGAAAAAAAUACGCUUAGAACCCACACCAGACCUAGAUAAUGUAUCACAUUCCAAAGAAACUGAUACUUUAGACAAUAAAAACGAUGUUAGUAAUGAUAAUAUUGAAAAUAAAGAUUUAAAUGUAGAUGAAAAUUAUGAUUCGAUAUCACAUAGGAAAAAAAUUAAAGCUAAAAAAGGUAAAUUGAAGUCUAAAAAGUUCCUUCAGAAAGUGAAAAAUGAUUCUAAUAAAAAUAAUGAUAAGGUUAAUGAUGUUAAGAAAAGGAGUAAGGCGUUAAAGAGAUCGCUAUUAAAUGCGACAUUAAGUGAUAAAAAUAAAUCUGAAUCUCAGAGUGAAAGCGAUGAAGAUGAACCUCUAAAUAGUGGGAAAAGAUUAAAAAUUAAACCUAAGAAAAUAAUAACCUCAACUAGGAAAAAAGUAGAAGCUAAGCUAAUGGCAAAAAGUUCUAGUGAAUCUGAGGAGGAGACUCUCUACAGUUUAGCUGGUAAGAAAACAGUGAAGAAACUGAAAAAGAAAGUCCGCAAUGAUAAGCAGAAGCCGAAAUCUGAUAAGGUCGACGAUGAGUUAACGCCAGUGAGACAGUCGCGACGGAUUGCACAGAUGAAGAUCAAGGAGGAAGCUGACCGGCGCCAUUUGGAAGAGGUCGCUUUGAGGGAGCUCAAAAUGAUACAUAAGAAGAAGAACAAGGACGAGGAGGAGUGGCGGGCGAGCGGCAGCAGCUCGGAGGGGUCGCGCGCGCGCGGGCGGCGGCGCGUGCGCAGGUGGCGCGCCUCCGACUCCACGCCGCCCGAGAACGACACCGACUCGGAGCCGCUGUUCGAGCACGAGGAGCCCGACCUGGAAUUUAACAAGUCGGAUCAUGAAUUCUCGCCUGAAUCUGAUCUAGAAACAGAUGGUACGGAUGAACCAGUUCGACAAGCCAGGACCUUAGAAGAAGGCGCAUCGGACGGGUUCUGCGCGCGGUGCGGCAGCGGGGAGCAGCCGCAGUGGAUCCUGCUGUGCGACGCGUGCGACGCGGGCUACCACGCCAGCUGCCUCAAGCCGCUGCUGCUGCGCGUGCCCAGCGGCCGCUGGUACUGCCCGCCCUGCGAGCACAAUCUACUUAUAGCUUCACUAGAAAAGGAAUUAGUGCAAUAUGACGAACUUUUGGCCACUGUGGAGGCGGAAAGAGAAAGAAAGCUGCGAGAAGAGCCAGAGAAGAAAGAAGAAGAAGAGAAGGUUGCUUCGGAAGAGAAAAAAGAACAGUCUGAGGAGAACUCCGAUGACGAUUCUGACGGCAGCAGCAGCUGGUCGUCGUCGUCGGGCGCGGUGUACCGGCUGCGCGCGCGCCGCCAGCUGCCCGUCUCGUACCGCGCGCAGGAGUACGACCGCCUCAUCUCCUCCGCUAUCAAGGAGGAGUAUGUUGAGCCAACUACAAGCGCAGGCAACCAGGGUAGAGGAAAGGAUAUCUCCACUAUCAUCGAGGCAGCUGAAGAGGAAAAACUCAAGGCGGAGAGGGAAGCCAUAGAACAGGGCAAGCCGGUGGAAUCUAAGAAAGUGAAACGCAAGCAACGCCGCAAGGCGCGUAAGCUCAACUCGCUCGACGUUCCGUCUGAAGAUGAUGAUGAAACCGACGAAGAUUUUAAAGAUACUGGCAUGGACUCGUCAUCAUCCGACUUAUCAUCCAGCGGCGACCGCGACAGUUCGAGUUCCGGCGACUCGUCGCCGUGCGUGCGCGCGCGCCGCCCGCACCGCCCCGACCACCGCGAUAGGAAAAAAUUAGUUGAAUCUUCACCAGAAGUGAAGAAGAAAAAGAAAGGGGUUUUCGAGGACAGCUCCAGCGAGUCGGCCGGCGCUAAGGAGUGGUCGAAAAAGUCCGAGGAGCACAAGCCGAAGAAGCAGUCGAAGCGGGCGCGUCACGGGCGGCACGGGCGGCACGCGCGGCACGAGCGGCACGGGCGGCACGAGCGGCGCGCGCGCAGCCGCCUGGCGCAGUACGACGCGGCCGGCAACGUGGUGCGCGCGCGCGUCACCUACGGCGGCCUCAGCGACCGCGCCGACAACGACUGGUCGCCCAAGCACCGCACAAGGCAGAAGAAGAUCGACUACACGGAGAUGCCCAACACCGAGUCGGAGGACGAGAUGCACAAGUCCAGCGGCAAGCACAUGCCGGACAGCUCGGACGAGUUCAAGCUGGACGACUCGGAGCUCAGCUCGCCCGCCUCCCCGCGCUCCCCCGCGUCCCCCCGCUCCCCGCGCUCCCCCGCGUCCCCGCGCUCCCCCGCGUCCCCCCGCUCCCCCGGGUCGAGCGCGGAGCGGCGGCGCGCCAUAUCGGAGCUGAUACGCAAGACGGCGGUGGUGCCGCUGGAGAAGCUGCCCGAUGACGUCACGCGGGCCAAGACGGAGGCGCUGCAGGCGCAUCUUGAUGCGCAGGCGGCGCUGGCGGCGGGCAAGUCGGCGCGCGGCCGCGGCGGUCGCGGCGGCAGGGGCAGCAGGGGCCGCGGGCGCGGGCGCGGCGCGGGCGGGCGCGCCGCCUCGCCGCGCGCCGACGACGCGCUCGCCAAGCUCGUCGGCGUCAAGAUCAAAGAUUUACGACCAGAUACUACACCCCUACGACCAAAUCAGUUGGAACGCGAGAAGAAAAGACAAGAGCGCGAAGCGAAACAAGCGGAAAAGGAAGCGAGAAGAAUGGAGAGACUACAGAAGAAGGAAGAAAAAGAAAAACUGAAAGAGCAGAAGGCAAAGGAGAGAGAAGAGAAGAGAUUGGCGAAGCUCGCCUUGCAGGAGAGCAAGCGGAUGAAGCGGGAGAAACCAGAAUUUAGGGAUGGUUAUCCGGGGGUUCCUGAGCCAUAUGGUAAUAGACCGGAAGGGUUUCCAGGGGUUAGACACCCCAACCCAUUCCCGGGGGGGAGACCCCCAGAAUUUGAUAGGUUUCCGCACGGACAGCCUCCUAGACUACAGGUGCGUCCCGAACUACGCGGCGUAGUUGGCGAGAGGAGAGCGGACCAGCUCGGCCUGAGGGAAGGCACGCUGUCGGUGGCGGGCUCGCCGCAGCCCUUCGCGCCACUGCCCGAGGAGCCCAGCGUCAUCACGCGCAUGCCGCACAUGCUCAACCACUAUCGGGGUCAGAUGAUGUAUCCACCGGGAGGUUCAGGUUACGGGCCACGCGGCCAAGGCGUCAUGUACCAGCUGCACCCGGGCCUCGGGCCCCAGGGUCGGCCCUCGUACCCGCAGUAUUACUACCCACGGGGUCCACCCGUUUCUUCUGCACACGGGCCUCACGGGCCCCCGGGACCUUCUGCCACGCCGCCACACGGCCCGCCCGUUACGUCUCCACACGGACCUAAUCCAUCUCCGCACGGACCUAAUCCAUCCCCACACGGGCCGAUUCCAUCUCCACACGGUCCUAUCUCAUCUCCUCAUGGCCCUAUUCCAUCCCCACACGGCCCUCUACCAUCCCCACAUGGGCCUAUACCUUCCCCACAUGGACCAAUUCAAUCUCCGCACGGUCCCAUCCCAUCACCGCACGGCCCACCGGUAUCCUCUCCACACCAUCCUACUUACCGUCCCGGCCCGUUUCCUCUCCGCCCAGUAGGUAGACCAGAUUCACACGGUCACUCUGUACCCUUCCCACACGGUAUGUCACCAGGGCCUAGUAUGCCACAUGGCCCUAACGUUCCCCACGGGCCGAGUCAGGGGCCAGUAAAUAUGCAACAUGGUCCUCCAGUUUCGUCUCCCCACGGCCCGGCCGGUGUGCCCCACGGCCCCACAAUGCCGCACGUUCACCCCGCGUCCUCGCCUCACGGCCCGCUACAGAUGCCACGUGGACCGUCCCCUGGCCUAAUACAGGGCGCGAGACCGCCUGGGCCCAUUCCCAACCCCACAAUACCCCGUCCCUCUGAAGGAACAGUCUCUCCCAGCCGCCAAAACUCCCCUGACAAUUUACCCAUUAAGAUCAAAGCUGAGGUAAAAACGGAGCCAGAGUACCAGUCCCCGCCUGGCUCACCUUCGCAGCGACCAAUCUCGCCUGAGCUUCCGCGCAAUAGAAUUAAACACACAGAAAACAAGGAUGGGCGUCGGCCGCUUGGUCCCUACGCUCCUCAAUAUGGGCCGUACGGUCCCUACGCCCCACCUACCUCGGCUCCGGACAACCUUCAGGCGCGGCUCCAACACCCACUCCGCAUGCCCAGCUUAUAA